Xyrichtys novacula (pearly razorfish) is the source of this 11198-nucleotide messenger RNA. NCBI's taxonomy places the organism in Eukaryota, Metazoa, Chordata, Actinopteri, Labriformes, Labridae. The record is from the annotation of a GenBank genome assembly.
GGCCACCGUAAAAAAUGUCUGACUUCUAAUAGUGCUGUAGCCUACUCCUUCUUCUACUUCUACUUCUCACCUCAAGUAUUGCUUUUUCCGAGCUCCGUAGAGAGCAUUUGAACGCUCCGCAACUCAGAGGCUCCAUGUUGGUCAGGUGACCCCGCGGCAGGAAGGCCAUUCUCGGCGUCCCCUUCGCUUUGGCUCCGAUGUCGGAGGUGUUUGUGCCUGGAAGAAAUGGACACUGGCAAUGCACGAAUUUGAUCAUUCAGAGGUCCGAUCAGUUGAGUCUGUGAAUGGCGCCAAAACAGGACCCUAAACCUAAAUUUACAGAAGGUUGGUAUUGUUAAAAACCCACGGCGGUAAACGUCUGGAAAGGGGGCGGGUUUGUUGUUGUUGAUACUGCUGCUCAGGCUUGACAAUAGUGGUCUCCAGGGAUGCAGAAAAAGCAUUUGAGGCAUUAUUUCUCUCCUUGUUUCAGUUUUUUACAUACCAAACACGGAUAUAGUAAAUUUUAUAACAUUAGGGCGGAUUUCGGGGUUGAAGUGGGACCUUAACGUCGAGCUAGCGGCUCAGCUGCUAACAGUAUGUUCAUGUAUGAAUAAAACCUGAAUGAGUAUCACAAAGACGUCCCUUAAACCACAUUAACUACACUAUUUCAGCCCAGUGGUGGCCUUGUCUCCUGAGAAUAUCCAGUAUGUUGGUGUUUUUGUGUAGCAGGGUGUGCUUUUGUCCUCUCAUUGGUGUUGUGUCUCUGCAGGUGAAAGAGUCCUGUGCUUUCAUGGGCCACUGCUCUAUGAGGCAAAGGUUUGUGUCAACAUGAAUGAGAAUUAUUUGUAAGUUAUUACCUAUAACAGAAAUGCGGACCGAUGCAGAUCAAUGUGUCUUUUUUCUCCCUCCAGUGUGUAAAGAUCAACAUUAAGGAUAAGCAGAUUAAAUACUUCAUUCAUUACAGCGGAUGGAACAAAAAGUGAGAACCUGCUUUCAGAUAGAAAGUACUUUUGAUUUCAUUGUGAUGAUGCUGAUUCAAGGCCUGAUAUACUGUCAUCUCUUUACAGCUGGGAUGAAUGGGUUCCCGAGAGCAGAGUUCUUAAAUAUGUGGACAGCAACCUUGCGAAACAAAAAGAGCUUCAAAAGGCCAAUCAGUGAGUUAUUAUUCUUCUGCACCGCAGGGAGAAAAAGCCUUUUUGGUGGGAAUUGUAUUCCUUCGUUUGCAAUAACCCGCAGAUCAUUAAUCUUUUCUAAUUUACCAUCUAAUGACGUUUACAGGAACCCAAGGGUGACAUAAUUUGUUCCUUGUAAAUUAUAUUUGACCUUUAAUUCAGUGUCAGUUGCUCUGUGAGUUGAGACAGCACCCCAGAUGAACAGAUUUUGUAUAAAGUAUUUAUUUAAUGUUCUUCUCUCAUUUUCUUCUACAGGGAUCAUUAUGUUGAGGGAAAGAUGAGGGGUUUAGCACCAAGUAAGAAGAUUGCUGCUGUGCAGCAAAAAAAUGUUGAUCUGUAAGUUGCUAUCACUCUUCUUUGUUAACACUUGUGAAUUUUUGAUGUAAUGUUAUUGUGUACCUGCAAUGUGACCCCUUACAACAGCUCUCCAAACAGGUUUAUCAGUGAGGUGAGUAAGAAUGGACAUCUGUGUUUUACUGUGGUCCAUAGUGUUAAAAGGUGAUUUUAAUAUUUUGCAACCCUGAUAUAUGGAACAGUAAAGUAAAGCUGAAUUUAAUACAUUUUUGUUUAACACAAUUGGGAACUUGAACUUUAGUGAUUCAGCUGUGGUUAAAUUGAAAUCCUCAGACUGUAUUCAACAGAAUCAGAGAGGCUUUUUGUACAAGCAGAACUUAUGGCAGAGCUUUUGAACUGGGACACAUUUUUUACUUUAUGAGUGGAGGACUGUAUUUUAUCAUCAAAAAAAGUGUGCAUUCAUGUACUAAAUGUUGAUUCUGCAUGUCACUUAUGUCUUUUUUUUGCAUCCUAGGAAAGUGAAAAAGGCAAAACAAAAGAGUAAGUAAUCUUUUUUAAGUGACGGAGUAGGACAUUAACAUUUAAACAACUGCAGAUCUUUAUCAUUUAAAGGGAAUACAAACUAUAUGUAUAAAUUGACUAUUGACUAUUGUAAAUGAUAGUCGAUGGUAUAUCUGGACUUGACAUUUUUAAGUCCUCAGGCUCAGUCCACCUUGAAAGUAUUAUUAUAAACUUGUUUUUUGUUUGUUAAUGAGUCCAGUAGCUUUGUUUAAGAGUCCAAUAUUUAUGUGGUUGGAAAGACUGCACAAAAGAGCCACUUCACAGACCUCUAAAAGGUCUUUAGCAUCACUUUGGAGUGUCUUACAGAUAAUGUAUUUUUCAGAUGAACCACUCGUCAUUACCAGCCUUUUAGAUAACAUGCUCACAAUCGGUAGUGUGGAGGCAGGCUGUACCUGUGAAAAUACUUACAAGUUCCUGGAAGUGGAAUAAAUGAAAUGAAGUAUUUCUGUGUGUAUUCACCGUAAACACAUCAAGCAGACGUUACCUCUUCAUCCAUUAUAUCAAAGUGCGCCAUCACAAUAAGGAACCUGUUAUUAACCUGUUUGGUCCAAAAAGAUUCACUGUGUUUUAUUUACACCACCAACCUUUAUUUUCAUGGAAUAAACAAGCUGUAAUGGGUUUUUUCUUUUAGCCCCAGGACCGGGGGAAGGUACCAGUAGUGGAGAAACGCCACAGGGGCCACGGAAGAAGAGGGCUCGGGUCGAUCCUACUGUGGAGAGUGUACGUAUCACCAGUGAUUGGUAAAAACAUGCCUACAUGUACAAAAUCAGCCUGGUCCAUUCAUUGCAUAUUACAUCCAUGCUGGUAAAAAUCCUUUAUUGGACUUAUUUAUAAUUAAAAAGCUGCGUUUUAGACACCUUUUUAAACCGCUGAGUUUUUGCGAAGUCAUAGUGACAACAAACUGCCUCUUGGACAAAAAAACAGAUGUUUUUGUAAAAGUGCUGAGAUAUCUUCCUUUUGUAUUUGGAAGAAUGGCGAGAAAAUAUUCAACAUGUUUGUAUAAAAGCACCAUUAAGAUGUUAGAUUAAAUGAGGAAUGUGAAAGACGGUGCUGUGAAAAUGAUUCUUUCAAUUCUUUCAGUAAGUUACUUAAGCAUGAAAUGUGGCUCCACAGUGGGCAGCUGCUGAGUGUCUCUCCCAGCAGAGACUUUUAAGAGUUUUAAACGGCAGAAAAUGUUGGCACCAUGCAGCCAGAAGUAGAAAUAAUUUUAUACUUUGCACAAACCUGGGGUGUGUAGAUAUAAGACAGUAACUCUCAUGUUAUCUAAAAACUUCAGUAUUUGAUUCAGCAAGUAAUUCAAAAGAUCAGAAAAAAUGUGCUUUGGAAUAUUUUUACAUUCAAGCAAAGUGCAUACUUUUGCUCUGAUGUGUGUUUAAACCUCUUUGAGCUUCUCUCUUCAGAAAUUGUCAAAAUGUUUGAAAAUACAGCAUUCCUGUGGGCAACAGAGAAAUGUGAACCUUAAACUUAAGAUUUAAAGGAGAUGUAUUUCAGUGUUGAAACAUUAAGAACAAUCAAAAAAAAGAGUUGAAAUAUGUUAUUAAUGUUUGUUCUAACAGGAGGAGAUGUUCACCAACCGUGUGGAGGUGAAAGUGAAGAUCCCCGAGGAGCUGAAACCCUGGCUGGUGGACGAUUGGGACCUUAUUACCAGACAGAAACAGGUGAGGGGGGAAAAACACAAACCAUCAGUGGUCAAAUGGUACGUUCUCUGGUUAUGUUUUCGAGCUAUGUUGACUUGUACAGGUUAGUGAGUUGGUGCCAUAAUCAGGAAUGGUGUGUGUGUCUUAAACAAAUCGUGUGCUUUCACUGUCACUUGCAGUUAUUUCAUCUGCCUGCUAAGAAGAAUGUAGAGACUGUCUUGGAGGACUAUGCAAAUUAUAAGAAAUCAAAAGGAAACUCUGACAACAAGUAAGGAUGAAAACCCCACAUUUUCUUCAAAGGAGAUCAGUCAGUGUCCUGUAGUUAUUUGUAAAGAACCAAAAGAAUCCACUUAUGUCUCCUGUCACUCUGUGAAAAUGCUCUUUUUCCCACCAGUGUCUUAAGUUUCCCUAAAUGGAGUAAGUAAUGGUUUGAAUCAGCAUUGUGCAUUUUACCCAGCAUGGUGUCGUUAAUGCACAUUAGUGCCCCAGAAAAGUCUUGGGUCAGGCUUAAGUAUUGAGAUGAUUAUUAUGAAUGUGUUGCCUAUGUUUCAGCAGUUUUAAAACACAUUAUGUAAACAGCUCCAUUUUACUCAGAAAAUCACUUUCAGUAUCAAAGCCGUGGUUUAUUUCUGCAGACAAGUGAAGAAAAUCAACUGGCAAGGUUUGAAUGUUUCUCAAAAUGAGAAAUAAUCAUUCCAAGUUUAAUCAAAGACUUUUUAUACGAUUCUAAACCAGAAAAAAUUAAAAGUAAAUCAGACUCCUGAUAUUCAUACCCUGAGAUCAGAAAUGCACAUUUUUGAAAGUUAGAGGGAUUAUUAUUCAUUGAUUUUUCCAGUGAGUGUUUUAUUUAAUAAAUAUAGACAGAGAAAUAUUAGGCUCAAUAAAAUAUAACCACAAAGUAUUUGUGGAUAUUGGCCCAGCUAUUAGAAAUAAGUAACAAAGAAAAGCAUAUACAAGCUAUAUAUUGAUAUUUAUAUCAUUAGUAUUUAUUAUUUAUAAAUGAUAGUCAUUAGAAUUUCAAUUACACACUACUCUGUCUUAGGUUUGAUAUGCUGUCAAAUGCAUUUUUAUUUGGAAAGGUAACAACAAUAUCAUCCCUCUGAUAGCUGAUGCUACUAUGACGCCGAUCAUGUCUCCUAGCCAUAAUAAAUGAAACAGUGUAUUGAUAUCCUAUUACAAAAAAAAGUUUACAAGUCUGUAAAACUUGUAGUUCUUUGCGUGUGCUCUGCGAGAGUCUUGACUAAGUUUAAUGUGUGACUUUCUUCCCCACUCAGGGAGUAUGCUGUGAAUGAGGUCGUGGCGGGGAUUCGUGAGUACUUCAAUGUCAUGCUGGGCACUCAGCUGCUUUACAAGUUCGAGAGACCACAGUAUGCUGAGAUCUUGGCAGAACACCCGGACUUGCCCAUGUCUCAGGUGUAUGGAGCUCCACACCUGCUGCGUUUAUUUGGUAGGUGAGCUGGGUACUCGGUGAAACACAGACUUGUAUUCAGAACAUCACACACUGCAACAGCUGAUCAGUAUGCAUGCAGCUCACAUACAUGAACAAAAUCAGCGCUGAGGGACUAAAUAGUUCAUUAAAUUGUCCCAAAUGGUGGAGUAUGUUGAUUUGAUAUGCUCUUUAGAACAUGGUCUCCAUGGAGAUACGGUGGCUGUAGGAAUAACUCAAAAGCUCCAGGGUUUUUGUUCUUGUAAAUGUCUUUGUCAGUGACAUGGGAAAAAGUCUGUGCAGAAACUUUAACACUGUGAUGUUUAAGACAGACAUCGCUGCCAUGAUUAUUAUAAAAAAAUCUGCAGAUAAAUCGAUCAGGAGGCAACUGAUAGCAGUCAGCAGUACUGACAUAUAUUAGGGACUGUCUUCCAUAUUGCUACUUUUAUGUCCAAUGCAAAAUCAAUCCUAUUUUCAAGAUGAAGCAGCAAAUGAACCCCGGAUGAAGCUUUACUGAAACGGCAUUAGACAUCACACACACCCAGUUUGAGAUAACACAGGAAAACAACGUCUUGUGUAAAUUAGCUUUCUCUCUCCUGUGUACAAUACAAACACAGUUAUAAUCAAGUAAUUAUGUCAUGUACUCAGAUAACAUUAAUUUAGAUUAGAUAUGAUAGACUUUAUUUAUCCUGGUUUACUCAAGGACAUUGAAAUGGGUUAAUAAAACUUAAGAUAAUUUAAAUAUUUACAUAUAAAAGGUAAUGUAUAAAGCCAUGUACAUCUGCACAUUACUAUUACUACUGCUACUACUAUUACGACUACUGCUCCUUCCCAUCUUCUGUCCUCCUGUUACCCUCCUCCUCCCCAGAGAGGAGUUGUUCAGUCUGCUGACAUGAGGGACAAAGGGGUUUUUCUGUCUGUUGGUCCUGCACUUGGGAAGGAGUGGUCUGUCACUGAACAGACUCCUCUGGUUGAUAGUGACGUUGUGCAGAGGGUGACUGGCAUCAUCCAUGAUGUCCAGUUCUUUGUCCAUCACCGUAGAGUCCAGUUUAAUGCCAACCACAGAGCUGGCUUGUCUGAUCAGUUUUUCCAGCCUGGAUGUGUCCCUCUUGAAUGUGCCCUUCCUUCCAGUCCAGCUUGCUGUCCAGCUACAGCCUGAGGUACUUGUUUGAGUCUACAGCCUCCACCUCGACUCCUUCGAUCAGGUCUUGACCUUGGUCUAGACCUCCUAAAGUCAAUGAGCAGCUCCUUAGUCUUCAAGGGGUUGGUGGUUCCUGUGGACAGCAGACAGCAAAAUCCCUCACCAGGCCCCUGUACUCCUCCUCUCUGUUGUCUUUAAUACAUCCAGCGUCGGCUGUGACAUCUGAGGUUCUUUUGGAUAAUAACCAUGUCCUCAAUAAUAAAUCUCUGAGUGAAUUAUUUUUGACAUUUGAUAAAAAAAAGAAAUUAACGCUAUGCACUGAGAUGACUCAUUUUUAUUUAAUUGCGCAUGUUAAUUGGUACAUGACUUAAAUACAGCACAUUAGUAAGGUGUGACAUUAACAGUGUGUCAAAGGGAUGAAUUACCCAUCACAGCUAAGCGUCUUAUUGUCCAUUUAUCAAAGAAUGAAGCUGGACUUGUUUUCAGCAUAAAGUGUGAAAAUCACCUUUUGUUGAAGUCUCAAGACUUUAAAAACUUUUGAUAGAAAAAAAAAGUCACUUCACAGCAGAGAUUGGGUUUUUGAUCAGCUGAGCUUGAGUCUGUUCCACAAAGCAAGCAUUUCAGUUUUAGAGGUAACUUCAGGGUAAACGCUGGGUACAAAAACGGGUCACUUCUCACCACUGUGGUAACCUGUGCUGAACACUUCACCAGCUCCUGAGCAGGUAAUGUUCAGUAUUAGAGACCACCCUGGAAAAAAGAAAAAAUUAAAACCCCAUCUUUUUUGCUGGUGUUUAGCCAAGCAGCCCAAAGAAACCAGUGUAUGGUGAACUUGCUUCACAGUAUUGGCCCCAGAUCACCUCCUCCUCUAUUAUCCUUACCCUAUAAUAAAAAAAGACUUAGUUUAAGUACACCCUGACUUUAACAGUUGCAUUUUUCCCAACUAUUUAAAACCUAAUAUUUUGUGUCAUGAAAGUGUUGGGUCUUGGAGACAGAAAUAACUCUAUUUGAAGGACAGAGUGCCAUUUCCCCCCUUUUUUCACUCUAUGUGUAGCUGUUCAAAAGUCAAUGUAAACUGUGAUGUUAAAAAAAAUGGUGAUGGAGGUGUUGGUUAAUUUCAUCAGUUGGUGUGCACCCUUUAUGCAGAGGUUACAGUUGUCGUUGCAGCGGUCAUGGGUUCGACUUUGCUGAAUUUUAUCCUCCUCUCUCCUCUCCCAGAUAUUCUCUAUCACUCUCUGGCUGUCCCGCUAAAUGAAGGCAAGAUAUCCCUAAACAAGUAACUUAAAGAAAGGAACAAUUUCUCCUGGUCUACAUAUGACAUAUAUGUCUACAUAUAUACACUUAUGAAAUGUUCUGCUGUCCUUUUUGAGAUGAAGAUUUAUAAUUGUUGCUUUGUUAAGGGACUUCAACCCUGAUCCCCAUGAAUAGUGAGCAGCAUAUGUUACCUUCAAGUCUUUGGAGGCGUUGCCCAGCAACUCUAGUACUUCAGCAGAGAGGUACUCAAGAAUAGCAGCACUUUAUACUGCUGCCAUAGUUUCCUACAUACCCAUGGUUCGUUGUACACGUCUUUAAGAGCCUGCAGAUAAGACCCUCCAGAAACUGCAACCUGGCACUCCUGAAGGAAGACACCGUUUAUGGCUGUGCUCCCUGCAUUUUUCUGGUUGUGGAAAUGAGUGGAAAGCAGCAAAUAUCAGCUUCUUUAUUUUACUUUAUGGGUGUCGUUGGAAUUUUCAAUGCGGAAAGAAAACUAAUGAAGAUAGAAGGAAGUGUACACUUACAAAUAUUGCAUAAUAAAUCAUGCAUUUAUGUAUCUAAUAUGAGCUUUGUUGUUUUAGGAACAUUAUGAACAGUGAACAUACCAGUUUAAACACAAAUAAAAGUUAAUAAAAGACACGUAACAGUAAAAGUUUUGGUGUGAAUCACAAUAUAAGGGGGGACAUGAGCUGCUUGGUGGAGGUCUGCGCUCUCCGAGUGCUUUUCUAGUUUACAAUGUGACUGCUAUUUGGAAGGGCUAGAGUUGCCCCCUGCUGACCAUUAAGAAUACAGGAUGUUAAGGGUACAUCUCAUACUCAGCCUUCUUCUUCCCCUUUAUUCCUUUCUGUCUCGUUGUUGUUCUUUAACAGUUCGUAUUGGAGCCAUGCUGGCCUACACUCCUCUAGACGAGAAGAGUCUGGCUCUGCUGCUGAGUUACCUCCAAGAUUUCCUCAAGUAAGUUGAACACCCGCCACACAACCGGGACUCUGUCAGGUUUGACAGAUUCUCAAAUGUCAUGUUGCAUUCACAUUCACAUCAGUGCAGCCAUGCUUAUACGGAAGCCUCAAAACAUGAACCACAAAAUCAAUUCUCUCUGAAACUCUUACAUUCUUUCAAGAAAGCCCGUACGCUCUGAAAUUACUCUGCUUACAGAGACAGUUUCUGCGUGUGUGUGUUUUUUUUAUAUGGAUUGAACUGGUUUCAUUCCUGUCAGAGCAACAGACUGGAAAACUGUUCAUUAGAGAAUUCAGUAAUUACACUGAUAAUAUUUAAAUCGUUUUCAAUUGGAUUUUUAGUAUAACAUAACCGAAGACACGGUUGCACGACUGUCACAUGUAACCUAACUACAAUUUAUAAUGUAAGCAUGAAAAAUGAAGUCCACCAAAUCAAAAGCCAUGAUAAAAAACACAAAGUUAAAAUUUUAUAGAAAUGAGAACGAAAAAAUUAAGUCCCAAGGUGGCGGUGAGUAGUCCAAUACAGUUUUUUCCCCCUCCCCCAUAUUAACUCAGACAUGUCAUAUAUGUGCACUGACAUCUGACACACCUUCAUUUUUCCCAGUCAUCAGCCGCAUGUUUUUUCUCUGACCAAUAUUGAUAGAACUAAGCAGAAAAUUACUCUUUGUGAGCUCAAUUUGACCAUCAUACUAGAAAAUCUGUAAUUAUCAGGCUGUAGUGGAAUCAAUUCACAUGUUCUUAUCAAAACAACUCGUUUUCUAGAGAGCUUGUUUGUCUAUCAGAGCAAAGACUCAUCUUUUGCAUUAUCAUUCAACAUUACCUAGAUACAGCAUUGUCAGCUCCUUUUACUGUGUUUUCUCUAUGAAAAAUACAAACAGUUACUGGUACUAAUUUUUCCUGCAGAGCUAUUAUUUUGUCACAUCUUGUGUUUAUUGUAUUUCUAACAGGACAGGACACCUGAUGGGACUCUCAAUUUGACAGGAUAAUAAUUUUCAAUUCUUUUGAGACCAGUUCUGUGUAUCUCUGUAGGAGGCAGUCAAUAUUUUGUCUUACUUUGAUAAUCCUGUCACUUUCUCUUCAGGUACCUGGUGAAGAAUUCAUCAACCCUCUUCAGUGCCACAGACUACGAGGUUGCGCCUCCAGAGUAUCACCGCAAGGCAGUGUGAGAGCUCCCAGCCCACAGCGUCAGCCCUCUUCUCCACAUGUAAACAACCAUUACUGCACUUGGAUGAGAUUUUUUCACUUGAACUGCUUGCUUCCUCCACAAAGGUCUCAGGAGCUUGUCACGAACAAGACAAAAAAAGGAGGGGGAAAACUUUUUUUUAGCUUUGUCUCCGCUCUCUCUUUCUUCUGUUCUUUGCACUUAAAGUGUUUUCUGUCAACAAGUUUCAACAAGCAGCUCUUUUGGUGUUUUUGUGCAUUCCAUCUGAUAGAUAUUUGUUACUGUUGCAUGUUUGUAUUUUGGACUGUUUCUUGCCACAUGUGGUGCAAUUUAAAGCUGGACUAUGUGGUUAACACUCAGCAGUUAAUGUUUUUUAUAUGUAACUUGUGUAUUUGUACCAAUUUGUUAAAGGAUGUUUCUACACAACCUUGACUUCUUCUGUGUUUUCAUGCUCGUGUGCCCAUUAUUUGCCAUAACUAUGUUUCCUGAAUUUGCAUUGAGGAUUGUAUAGAGGCUAAAAAUAGAAUGACAAAUAAAAGAGUGGCAGCCCGCUGAGGCACACCAAGGUUAGAUAUGGAGAUACUAGACAACAGGACAGGGAUUCAAUACAGGCAAAUACAGAGAGGAAAUUAAAACCUAUGUGCAAACAAAGGUUCUUAAAAAGAGGACUGAAACAACAACAGGUCACAAUAGCAAAAUUCAUAUCUCUAGUGAUGCAGAACAGUCCAGUAAAAUAUGACUUCUGUAGCAUGUUGAAGCUUCGUGGAGAAGCACAGACAGCUUCUCACAAGAUCACACUGAAAUGAUUCCUGGAAUGGGGACUUCAAAAUUCAGACUCAUUGCAAAAUAUAGCAGGCUUCAUGAAAUCCAAUGGUCUCAUCAUCUUUGGUCAUAAUUGACGAUGCAGUUUAAAGUCGUGAAUCAGUAAGUCCCAACGACGCAAGGUUGCUGGAAAGACAAGAUGGGCUGCUGCUACAGUAUCAUUACAUCCUAAUUAAUCAUACCAGUCAAAGCUAAUAGGUGUUGCUAAGUUACUUGUUAAAAUGUGUUUUAUUCUAUUAAAAUCUAUAAUUUUAUAUCAUGAUUUAGCCUUACAAAAUAAUUUUUGUGUAGUCAAAAUGAACACAGCUGCCUCUGACUUUGAGCAGUAAAGCGAUAGUGAUAAGCACACAUGAGCUUAGUGAUGGCUGGAACCCUCAUGGCAUCCCAGAUUUCUGAUUAGGUAUCGUAGCUACUUUUUUAUCCUUCAUCCCAGCCUUCAGACUGCAGCGAUAUCACCAUGGUAACACUGUUGCAAGGGGACAAUGACUACAAAAGAAAACUACAAAAGCCAUGAAGUGUAUAGUUAGAUUUAUUUUAAAUAGUAAAGAAACAUUUAUUGGUUAUUAGAAUUCAUUUUUGUUUGAUUGUGAUGUUUGAUGGAGAUUUGGCAUAAUUUCAUAGUUUCUAUUUUAAGAAAAGGUAAAUUAUUCAUAUUUGAAACCCAAUUCAAUGCAAUGCACCUGUUCUUUAAUUAUUGAAGUGUUAUUUCAGGAGAAGGAUCACAAGGGGGCGUCAUUUUCCCCUCCUUUAAUUUUUCUCCUAAAAGUCUUUUCUCAUUAAAAACUUGCUGUCCACCUUUA